Paramacrobiotus metropolitanus is the source of this 902-nucleotide messenger RNA. RefSeq lists its product as uncharacterized. Bases 120 to 902 code for a protein of 260 amino acids. The transcript is spliced from 5 exons. NCBI's taxonomy places the organism in Eukaryota, Metazoa, Tardigrada, Eutardigrada, Parachela, Macrobiotidae. The record is from RefSeq and is a predicted model, not a curated record.
UAAUUAUACACAUGUAGCGCACAGGAACCCACGCAUUCAUUCGGCUGUCAAUCUGGAAACCGCACUGGACACCCAGCAUCCGUUCCCGCGUAUAGAACUCCUGCUUGCCAUACACAGAGAUGUCGCAAAACGAGGUGAAGGCUGAGUGGAAGACGCUCUAUCAUGCCGGUAAAGACAAUGCCCAGACCACGAGGAGAAAGCUGAUGAAAAAGAUUAAAAAACUGGAUGAAGAGGCUAAGCAGUAUCUGUACGAGAAAGCGGUUGCGCUGUUUAAAGAGAAUCGCCAUGUAGAAGAAGCAGCUGCCGCCGUACAUCGCACUGUGCUACAGUCCAUUGAUGAAUGCACCCGUGAACUCCGUGAAGUCCAGCUAGGGCUGAAUGAAUUAAGGGAAGCGGCGUCCAGAGCCCUAGCGCAAACCACGAAGCCGAAGAAGUCAAGAGACUUGUUGCUCACUGUCCUGCGUAAGCGAACGGAACACCGAGAGCUGUACCGUCGGUCAGUGGAACGAGAACCGGAUCCGUUGAUCCGGAAGGCAGGACAGAAACCGGCGAAGAAAAAGAAGAAGGUGGACAUCCUUGAUAUAUUCCAGCCAGACACUUUUAAUAUGGAUUCCGAUUUGGACGACAAAGAACUGGGCAAACUGAUGCAACGCCAUCUGAAAUCCUUCAGGAAAAUGACAACACAAGCGUUGUGCCAAGCACCAGUGCAAUCAAUGUUUGCGCGAUUGAUGAGUCAAACGGACAAGGUUAAAGGAAAUUACAAAUUCAUCGAACUCCAUGAAACAGGGUUCAAGGCUGACAAGGUCACGGAGUACAAGGAAGCCUUGAUGGAAACAAUUAAGAGAAUGAAUCAAUGGAGCAACGGUUAUGAAAACGGAUUGAUUGGUAUGCUAGAUGUCUAG